AUGCCUAGCCUGGUAGUGUCAGGGAUAAUGGAAAGGAACGGGGGCUUCGGGGACCUGGGCUGUUUCCCGGGGAGCAGCAAGGACAGGGCGCUGCUGGAGGACGACCGGGCGCUGCAGCUGGCCCUCGACCAGCUCUGCCUGCUGGGCUUGGGGGAGCCCUCGCCGCAGCAGCCCGCGCCGCCGCCAGCCCCCAAAGGCUCCUCGGGGGCGGCCCUCCCGCCGCCGCCGCCGCCGCCGCCGCCGCCGCCCGGCGCCCCCGAGGCCGGCAAGCUCUGCGUCCUGUACAAAGAAGCCGAGCUGCGGCUGAAGAGCAGCUCCAACACCACCGAGUGCGUCCCGGUGCCCAGCUCCGAGCACGUGGCCGAGAUCGUGGGCAGGCAAGGUUGCAAAAUCAAAGCUCUGAGAGCAAAGACCAACACCUACAUCAAGACUCCAGUCCGCGGCGAAGAGCCCGUCUUCAUGGUGACGGGGCGGCGGGAGGACGUGGCCAUGGCCAGGAGGGAAAUUAUUUCGGCAGCUGAGCAUUUCUCCAUGAUCCGGGCAUCUCGCAACAAGGCCGGCCCCGCCUUCGGCAGCGCCCCCACCUUGCCAGGACAGGUCACCAUCCGGGUCCGGGUCCCCUACCGCGUCGUUGGCUUAGUGGUGGGUCCCAAAGGAGCCACCAUCAAGCGGAUCCAGCAGCAGACCAACACCUACAUCAUCACGCCCAGCCGUGACCGGGACCCCGUCUUUGAGAUCACCGGGGCCCCAGGCAACGUGGAGCGAGCCCGAGAGGAAAUCGAAACCCACAUAGCUGUCCGGACAGGCAAGAUCCUAGAAUACAACAACGAGAAUGACUUCCUGUCUAGCAGUCCCGACUCGGGCAUGGAGAACCGCUACUCGGAGGCCUGGCGGGUCCACACUCCGGCCCCCGGCUGCAAACCCUUGUCCACCUUCCGCCAGAACAGCCUCGGGUGCAUUGGCGACUGCUCCAUGGAUCCGGCCUACGAGACACCGCGGCUGAAUGACCAAAACGACUUCAAUUACAGUUACCUCUUCCCGAACUACGGGGUCAACAAGCAAGACCUGUAUUACGGCGUCCCCGAGUCGGGCACUCCCCUGUGGGCUGGCCAGGAGAACACGAAUCCUGUCUCCGUGCUGUUCUCCAAGCAGCGCUCCGGCAGCGCAGGCGCAGUCCACCCCAACUCACACCGCUCCCCCUCCUCGUCGAUGCAAGAGCCCCCCCUCUCCGGGCUUCCGAGAAGGUCUCAGGGGGAGCCCUUGCAAGGGUUUUCCAAGCUGGGCGCUUCCGCCACCACCCGGACGUCCCUCUCAAGCAGCCGGGAGUGCAUGGUGUGCUUCGAAAGCGAGGUGACGGCAGCCCUGGUCCCCUGCGGUCACAAUCUCUUCUGCAUGGAGUGCGCCGUGCGGAUCUGCGAGCGGACCGACCCCGAGUGCCCGGUGUGCCACGCAGCAGCUACUCAGGCGAUCAGGAUAUUUUCGUAA
Messenger RNA from Candoia aspera, 1485 nucleotides. It is a transcript of the gene MEX3A, whose product is annotated as mex-3 RNA binding family member A. Lineage: Eukaryota; Metazoa; Chordata; Lepidosauria; Squamata; Candoiidae. Bases 1 to 1485 code for a protein of 494 amino acids. The record is from RefSeq and is a predicted model, not a curated record. Gene Ontology annotation, molecular function: RNA binding. The transcript is spliced from 3 exons.